Messenger RNA from Dothidotthia symphoricarpi CBS 119687, 468 nucleotides. RefSeq lists its product as uncharacterized. The transcript has a single exon. The record is from RefSeq and is a predicted model, not a curated record. NCBI's taxonomy places the organism in Eukaryota, Fungi, Ascomycota, Dothideomycetes, Pleosporales, Dothidotthiaceae. The coding region runs from base 1 to 468 and encodes 155 amino acids.
AUGGAAUAUCUGUCUGUGAAUUGUGUGCAGUGGCUCGACACCACAAACACUCGCAGUCAUCAAUGUCGGCAGGACAUAUAUAUAUCACAAGCGCCCAGCUUCCACACUACUCCAAUCAUCUCCACAAGCCCCCUCAAUUCCAACCACACUUCCAGCACCAUCCCCACCACCAGUACACGACACCCACACCCCCAACAUACCCCAACUUCCAAUCAAACCACCCACGAAAUGACAACCCCAGACGCCCUCCUAACCCUCGCCCACUCGCUCGCUCAACUCGCCACCAACCUCGCAGACGCCAGCGCCAAACUCGCCGCCGCAGCAACGCAACUGGAGCACGAAGCGGCGAACCUAGCCGAAGAGCGCGCUCGGCAGUGGGGUUUCGAUGUGCAGGUCGCCGUGGGCGUGAGGGGUCGUCCUGGGGCUAUUGGGGGAGCGGGAGGGAAUGUUAUUGAGAUUAAGCAGUGA